CAGCCUGUUGAUGUGCACGUGACUGCCAGUAGUCACGGGUUCUGCUGAAACAUUCGUUCGUUUCAGGUCAGAUUUGGGUUUUGGAUUGUCUCCUAUCCGCGGCGGCAUGUCCUCACCCUCCUCGUGUGGCUCACAGACGGACGCAGAAUGCUGUUUGUUCCAACGCCGCGCAGCAUCAUCAGCAUCAUCAGCACCAGCACCAGCAUCAGCACCAGCAGCAGCAUCUACACGAUCAGCACCAUGUCUCCACCGCAGCCAGCCCGCCGCCUCCUGCUGACGGCUCACACACACAGAUGAGAGACAGUGCUGUGGCUUCCUGAUGCAUUUGUCCAGCCACCAUGCAGUGUUCUUGGAAGUCCAUGGUGUUGCUAGCAUUAGCCUCCAUAGCCAUCCAGUACACGGCCAUCCGCACGUUCUCCACCAAGACCUUAAGCCUGCUGUGCUCUGUGGGCCUGCCGCCUACGGACCACGCCGUCAACUGCAGCCUGAAAGAUCUGACGCGAUCGGGCCAGGAAACACUCGAGGGCUCAGACCGGGGCUGUGAAGAAAUCCUCUCCCACACCCCUUCUUCCUUCUCUGGCAACAAGAGAACCCACAUCCUCAUUCUGGCCACCACGCGGAGCGGAUCCUCAUUUGUGGGUCAGCUGUUCAACCAGCAUCCAGAGGUCUUCUACCUGUUCGAGCCUCUGUACCACGUCCAGUCGGCGCUGCUUCCUCGGCUGGCGCAGAGUCGGAACCUGGCUGAGAGGAGGGUGAUGCUGGGACCGGCUAGAGACCUGCUAAGGUCUUUGUACCACUGUCACCUCAACAGUCUAGAGAGUUAUAUACACCCCCGACCUGCUAACCACUCCACUGACAAGCUGUUCAGACGAGGAGCGAGCCGGUCUCUGUGCUCACGACCUGUAUGUGAGGCUGCUCUGGGCCCAGAAGAGCAGAGCCUGGUGCUGGCUGAUGAGGGCGAGUGUGCGAGGAGGUGUGGAUCCCUCAAUGUGUUGCUGGCUGGUGAUGCCUGUAGGGCAAAGCGCCACGCGGCCAUCAAGACGGUCCGGAUUCCACAAAUCAGCGACCUCAGGGCGUUGAUUGAAGACCCAAGACUCAACCUGAAGGUGGUCCAGCUCGUUCGAGAUCCACGUGGUAUCCUGGCAUCUCGUAUUGAGACAUUUCGAGACACUUACCGGCUGUGGCGUCUGUGGAGAGCCACCGGACGUCGACCCCACAACCUGAACCUACGACAGAUCAACACGGUGUGUGAGGACUUCCUCAGGUCUGUGUCCACGGGCCUCGCCAAACCGGCCUGGCUCAGAGGGAGAUACAUGCUGCUCAGGUAUGAAGACUUGGCCAGGUUUCCUCUCCAGAAGACCAGGGAGCUCUACAGCUUCCUUGGACUGGUUCAGGACCACGGUGUGGAGGAUUGGAUCAUCAACAACACCCGAGGCAGCAGCGAUCUGUCAUCCCGGCAGAAGUUCACCACAGUUCGGGACUCAGCAGCGAAUGCAGAGAACUGGAGGGUGAAGCUGUCCUUCGACAUGGUGGUUUACACUCAGACUGCCUGCCAGCCUCUUCUUAAUCUCCUCGGAUACAAGACAGUCUUCCACCCUAGAGAACUGAGGAACCUCUCGCACUCUUUGGUGGAGGACAGGACGUUCCUCCCAUUUUUUUAAACAACUGAUGACUUAACAUACAUCCAAUAUGGGUUUAAGAAACCAGCAAGUAAGUACGGUACUGUAGUUUAUGGAGAGUAGACAAACCAAAUCUCCUACCUAGCCAAACACCCUCUGAGCAUUAUGGUAAUAAAUGCAGUACAACUUGAACCUUUAAAGGGCUCAUAUUAUAAAAAGUGAGAUUUUCAGGUCUUCUACAUUUAAAGCAGGUUUAAGUGCUAUAAAAAUACUAUACAAAACGCUCAAUAUACGGAGAAACACAAACAGCCCGUAUUCAGAAAUUGUG
This is a messenger RNA of Sebastes umbrosus (honeycomb rockfish), 1947 nucleotides long. Its product is annotated as carbohydrate sulfotransferase 1-like. Lineage: Eukaryota; Metazoa; Chordata; Actinopteri; Perciformes; Sebastidae. Gene Ontology annotation, molecular function: N-acetylglucosamine 6-O-sulfotransferase activity; keratan sulfotransferase activity. The transcript has 6 exons. Gene Ontology annotation, cellular component: Golgi membrane. The record is from RefSeq and is a predicted model, not a curated record. Gene Ontology annotation, biological process: keratan sulfate proteoglycan metabolic process; carbohydrate metabolic process; N-acetylglucosamine metabolic process. The coding region runs from base 339 to 1661 and encodes 440 amino acids.